This is a messenger RNA of Bipolaris oryzae ATCC 44560, 1869 nucleotides long. RefSeq lists its product as uncharacterized. Gene Ontology annotation, molecular function: protein kinase activity; protein serine/threonine kinase activator activity; ATP binding. Gene Ontology annotation, biological process: intracellular signal transduction; protein phosphorylation. The transcript is spliced from 7 exons. NCBI's taxonomy places the organism in Eukaryota, Fungi, Ascomycota, Dothideomycetes, Pleosporales, Pleosporaceae. The record is from RefSeq and is a predicted model, not a curated record. Bases 1 to 1869 code for a protein of 622 amino acids.
AUGGAACCACCCCACGACUCGAAACGGGAAGCCAGCAUCCUCAGCCUCGCAGCCUCAGACCGCAUCAUCCCGCUAUUGGACACUUUCCGUGAGAACGGAAGUCAGUUUGUCCUCGUCUUUCCUUUUAUGCGCUACGACUUUAGUGAUCUGCUAGGUGACAAGAAGCUGUCAAAGAGUCAAAUCAAGGCGUGCAUCAAGGACCUCUUUACUGGCCUAACCUUCAUUCACAGCAAAGGCAUUAUUCAUCGCGACGUCAAACCUUCCAACAUUCUUCUCAAGUCUCUAGACGGCCCUGCAUAUCUGUCUGAUUUUGGCAUUGCUUGGGCGCCUGGAGUGCCGGGCGCAGAACCGGCAGACUCGAAAAUCACCGACGUUGGCACCACCUGCUACCGCCCCCCAGAACUUUUGUUUGGUAAUCAAAAGUAUGAUUGUAGCCUGGACCUAUGGGCUGCUGGCUGCACGGUGGCGGAAGCACUCACUCCUGGCCACGAGACACUGUUCGAUUCUGGGGAGUUGGGAAGUGACUUGGCGUUGAUCCAAAGCGUGUUUAAGAAGCUGGGAACACCAAAUUUGGAUGUUUGGCCAGAAGCAGCAGGUUUCCGCGACUGGGGCAAGGUGCAGUUCUACGAGUACCCAGCAAAAGAGUGGUCUCAGUUGUUACCUGACCUCUCUGAAGCAGAACGCGACCUUUUGCAACCCCACACGUCGUCGCCGCUAUCCCACAUCGACCCUCGUCCUGGAAAGCCUGGCAGACCGCUCAACAUGGCUUUCCUCUUCCGGAACAAACAGAAGAACAAUCUUGAGUUGACGAGGUCAAUCAAGGAGCUCACACUGCGGCUUGGGCAGGAGGACAAGCCCAAUCCCAAGCUGGAGGAGGGUCUUGCGCUCGACCUGCAGCAGAUGAAAGUCCGGCUUCAGGGCACGCCUGAUACCGAAGUCAACCCAGAGGCCGUCUUCCAGCUCCUCACAAACAUACUCAACGAAGACCUGCUCUACGCCCUAGCUAUCAACAUACACAAGCUCCCGUUCGAGUCGCGAAAGGACGCACAAGUCAUCUUCUCAACCGCAUUCCGCUACAAGCCCGCCGGCCAGCCAACCCCGCAAGUCUUGGAGCAUGUUGUCGCAUACAGGCCGGAUAUCAUAAUAGCACUCUGUCGGGGCUACGACAGGCGAGAGAGUGCCAUGCCAUGUGGCGGAAUUCUGCGCGAGGCACUUAAAUAUGAUGCAAUUGCUGCGCUGCUUCUCUACGACGAGCCGAUGGAGGACGGAAAGACACUUGACCUGGGCAGUGUCAACCCCGAUCUACCAUCAUCCGGCAACGGCGUGUUCUGGAAGUUCUUUGGAUGGAUAGACAAAGGUGCAUUUGAAGUCAGCGCAGACGCAUUCAAUACGUUCAGGGAAAUUCUUACCAAACAUAAACCAUUGGUAGCCACAUUCCUGCAGACCAAUUUUGACGCUUUUUUCUCAAAGUACAACACAAUGUUGGUUCAGUCGGAAAGCUAUGUAACAAAGCGUCAGUCGAUCAAGCUGCUGGGCGAGAUUCUGCUGGACCGGGCCAACUAUAAUGUCAUGACGCAAUAUGUCGACUCUGGCGAGCAUCUCAAGAUCAUCAUGAAGCUAUUGCGAGACGACAGGAAAAUGAUCAACUACGAGGGUUUCCACGUCUUCAAGGUUUUUGUUGCCAACCCCAACAAGUCAGUCGCAGUGCAGCGCAUCUUGAUUAGCAAUCGGGAUAAGCUGCUGCGCUUCCUUCCUUCGUUCCUGGAAGACCGAACAGAAGACGAGCAGUUUAUCGACGAGAAGAGCUUCUUGAUCCGUCAGAUUGAGCAGCUGCCGCCAGCGCCAGUUGUGCCGCCUGCAGCCAUAUAG